AGAGAGAGAGAGAGAGAGAGAGAGACGCCAAAGAUAAGAAAUGGAGAACGGAGGUGAAAUCCCUGAAGACGCCAACGAACAUUGCCCAGGUCCCCAGUCGGAAUCUGCUGGAAAAUCUGAUGCCUGUGAAGGUUGCCCUAAUCAGCAAAUUUGUGCUACUGCUCCCAAAGGCCCUGACCCAGACUUAGUCGGGAUUGCAGAACGAAUGGCAACUGUGAAGCAUAAAAUACUCGUUUUAUCUGGGAAGGGUGGAGUUGGGAAGAGCACAUUCUCUGCUCAACUUGCAUUUGCCCUAGCUGCUAAAGAUUUUCAGGUGGGUCUCCUUGAUAUUGAUAUUUGUGGCCCAAGCAUCCCAAAGAUGCUUGGUCUAGAAGGCCAGGAAAUCCACCAGAGCAACCUUGGAUGGUCUCCGGUCUAUGUUGAGUCCAACCUUGGGGUUAUGUCCAUUGGCUUCAUGCUGCCCAACCCAGACGAGGCCGUCAUAUGGAGAGGCCCACGCAAGAACGGUAUCAUCAAACAAUUCCUCAAGGAUGUUUACUGGGGCGAGCUCGAUUUUCUAGUAGUCGAUGCCCCACCUGGGACCUCAGACGAGCACAUCUCAAUUGUCCAAUUUCUCCAAGCAACUGGGAUUGACGGUGCGAUAAUAGUCACCACCCCACAACAGGUUUCUUUGAUUGAUGUCAGGAAAGAAGUGAGUUUCUGCAAGAAGGUUGGACUUCAAGUUCUUGGUGUUGUUGAGAACAUGAGUGGCUUAUGCCAACCGGUGUCAGAUUUCAAAUUUAUGAAGGUGACAGAAACAGGCGAACAAAGAGACGUCACAGAAUGGGCUAUAAAGUGUAUGAGAGAGAAGGCACCGGAAAUGCUAGAUUUGGUCGGUUGUGCUGAAGUGUUUGAUAGUAGUGGUGGCGGUGCUGCAAAAAUGUGUAGCGAAAUGGGUGUUCCUUUCCUUGGAAAGGUGCCUUUGGAUCCUCGGCUAUGCAAAGCAGCUGAAGAAGGUCGAUCCUGCUUCGAUGACAGUAAAUGUGGGCUGAGUGCUUCUGCACUUCAAAGGAUUAUAGAUAAACUGGUGGCUAGUGAAAUGGUGUCAAGUAUGAGUAAUGGUGCCUAGGCGUUUGGUGUUAAUAAUAAUCUGUUUUGCUGGCCAAGGAUCCUUUGUUCCCAGACAUCCACGUCCCUUUGUUCCCAAUUCAUUCACUGUCAUUGGAUUGUAUCAAAAUCUCAAGAUAGAGGAUCUCUGGGCCUGUUUUGCUCAUGUGAGUCAGUUUAGUUGUCAGAUUAGAUGGAAGAAAUAAAGUGGUGGCUAAUGAAGGUGUCAUGUAUGUGUAUAAUGGAUAAUCUUCUUUCGUGGUCUUCUUUUUUUGUUUUUUGUUUUUUGUUUUUGUUUUUGUUUUUGGGUUUUGGAAGUACAUCUGUUUUGUAUUUUGAAUGUCUGAAUUAAGUUAUACGGAAUGAAGAAAAUUCACAGUUUGGACUCUGCUUAGCUUUUC
This is a messenger RNA of Camellia sinensis, 1487 nucleotides long. The record is from RefSeq and is a predicted model, not a curated record. NCBI's taxonomy places the organism in Eukaryota, Viridiplantae, Streptophyta, Magnoliopsida, Ericales, Theaceae.